Molecule: messenger RNA, 716 nt
Organism: Homalodisca vitripennis (glassy-winged sharpshooter)
Lineage: Eukaryota; Metazoa; Arthropoda; Insecta; Hemiptera; Cicadellidae
Exons: 5
Coding region: 103-540 (145 amino acids)
Source: RefSeq, a predicted model, not a curated record
AGACUUUUGCUUGAAAACGCCUAUUAUGUAGAGAUCGUAUAAAUAACGUAAGAGUAUAACUCUACAAUAGUUUAUCUGGUUUCAAUCUUAAGUAAGGCCAAGAUGUGGUGUGUGUUGGUCACAGCGAGUCUCACAAUAUUUUUUCUAGGGGUUGCACCCUCAUCGCAAGAAGAAAAUGUUGUGGUUGAAGAUAUGUACAGAGGUUCUGUACCCCCAUUUUCCCCACGAACGGGAAGAGAUGUGAGGGAUGGGGUUGCACCCUCAUCGCAAAAAGAAAAUAUUGUGGAUGAAAAUGUCAUGGACCAAUUCCCUACAGGUGCUCCAGGGGGACGAAUCGGAAGAGAUGUGAGGGAUGGGGUUGCACCCUCAUCGCAAAAAGAAAAUAUUGUGGAUGAAAAUGUCAUGGACCAAUUUUCUACGGGUGCUCCAGCGGGACGAUUCGGAAGAGAUGUGAGUGAUGAAUUGAAUGAAAGGCUCGUUGACGACAACAAUGACAGUGACAUGGAAGGCAUUUGCCGUCCUCCUAAAUGUAUUAUAUAGUAUUGUGUCCCUAGACCGGGGGGCAAGUAAUUACAGCCAAUCUUUCUAGCCUUGUCGGUCCUAUCCAUUAAGGUGACCUGCAUCCACAUCACGUUUUACAGCAUACGCUUCAACUACGGCCUCAUUGCACUUACUUGUAAUCCAUAAUAAUUAUUAAUAAAGUAUUUAAAAUAAUA